AUGAGCGUGCAAAGCAACCAAUCCGACGAGAACUCUUGCGAGCAAGCGAGUAAAAACGCGACCGCGCCCUCGUUUGCGAUCGCUGAGGGGGCGCAGGAGAUCGAUCCGCGCGAUGUCGCUCGCGAUCUCGUCGCUCGCCACGGCCCUGGAGGCAUGGAUCCACGCGUGCGAGCGCUGAUCCGAGGAUUCGACGCGCCGUUCUACCAAGCCGGACUCGCGGGAUACUCCGACGCCGCGAUGCGGAUCAUCGCGCGUCGUCACGGCUGUCCGCUCUGCGUGACCGAAGCGCUGCUCGAUCGCACACUCCUCGCGGGAGGCAAGGGAUUCGCCAAAGCGGAUCUGGGAGACAUCUGCGACAACGUGCCGGGGGGUGAUGAGGACGCGCCGCUGGUCGGGCAGAUCAUGGGAUCCGAACCCUCCGAGAUGGCGGCAGCCGCGAUCAAAAUGAUCGAGCAGGGACAACGCUCCAACAAAGAAUACCGAUCACUGGUGGGCAAAGAAGCAGGCGACGAGGCAACCGAGAUCCGCACCGACGGCACGGACUCGUUCGCCGGGAUCGAUGUGAACCUCGCGUGUCCCGUCAAGAAGAUCGCAAAGAAAUCCAGAGGCGGACAUUGGUUGCGCGAACCAGAGGGCGCGAUCGCGAUCCUCAAAGCCGUGCGCGAGGUGCUCCCUGAGUCGAUCCCGCUGACGGUCAAGCUCCGCAGAAGCUACGACGACACGGAAGAGAUGCGACAGAAUUUUUUGUACCUCUUCGACGCCGCGUACGACCUCGGAUGCGCUUGGGUGACUGUCCACGGGCGAACCGUCGAGCAGAAAUACGUCGGCCCCUCACGAUGGGACCCGCUCAAAGCGCUCGUCGAUCGCAAUCCGGAGCGCAUUAUCUUUGGCUCCGGCGAUGUCUGGGACGUCAACCAGAUCUUCCGCAUGAUCGGAUACACCGGACUCACAGGCGUCUCCGUCGCACGAGGAUGCAUCGGGAAUCCGUGGAUCUUCCGUCAAGCACGCUCGAUCCUCGACGGCAAAGAACCCAAAGCCCCAACGAUCCAGGAACAACGCGACGUGCUGCAGGAGCACUUUGAACUCUUGCUCGCGGUCAACGCGAACACACGUGAUCCUGAGUAUCUGACUGCACGCAACAUGCGCAAGUUCGGCAUCCGCUUCGCAGCUCAUCAUCCAAACGCAACGGAAGUGAAGCAAUCGUUCAUCCACGCGAAGUGCUUGGAUGAUUGGAGACAGGUCUGGAUGCAAGUCUUCGAGCGCCAGAAAGCAUUUGGUGAACACGCAUUCAAACAGCUUUCGGACGACCAGUUCUUUGCGAUCCUCGCGCCGGGACUCAACUCGUGCGCGAUCAUCGCGAAUCACCUCGCCGGGAAUAUGCUCAGCCGAUGGACGGACUUCCUGACAUCCGACGGCGAGAAAGCAUCGCGCGAUCGCGACCGCGAGUUUGAGGCGCCGAGCGAACAUACUUCGGAGCAGCGAGCGCUGAUAAUGCAGCGCUGGGAGCAGGGGUGGGGCGUGCUCUUUGAGACGCUCGGAUCACUGACGACUGAUGAUCUGUCAAAGACUGUGACCAUUCGCAGCGUGCCUCACCCAGUCCACGCAGCGGUCGCUCGUCAGCUGGAUCAUUACAGCUUCCAUAUCGGACAGAUCAACAUCAUCGCGCGCCAGCUCGUCGGGACGGAUCGCUGGGAGUGGUUCACGCUCGCUCCCGGCGGGACCAAAUCGUUCAAUGAGAAGCUGAUGGGCGGCGAUUCUGCUCAGUAA
Messenger RNA from Symbiodinium sp. CCMP2592, 1767 nucleotides. Lineage: Eukaryota; Dinophyceae; Suessiales; Symbiodiniaceae. The record is from the annotation of a GenBank genome assembly.